Linum tenue is the source of this 960-nucleotide messenger RNA. The record is from the annotation of a GenBank genome assembly. Lineage: Eukaryota; Viridiplantae; Streptophyta; Magnoliopsida; Malpighiales; Linaceae.
AUGGGAAGCAAAUCGCAAGAGCAGAAGCCGAAGCUGAAGCACAAGAAGGGGUUAUGGUCGCCGGAGGAAGACCAGCGCCUCCGCAGCUACAUCGUCAAGCACGGCCACGGCUGCUGGAGCACCGUCCCCAUCAACGCCGGGCUUCAGAGGAAUGGGAAGAGUUGCAGGCUGAGAUGGAUUAAUUACCUUAGGCCAGGUCUCAAACGUGGCUUGUUUUCCUCCCAUGAAGAGGAUACAAUCCUCGCCCUCCAUCGCCACCUCGGCAACAAAUGGUCCCAAAUCUCACAACAUCUACCGGGAAGAACAGACAACGAGAUUAAGAAUCACUGGCACUCUUACCUCAAGAAAAAGGUCCUCAAAGAAAACGCGUCAUCAACGCCACCCGAAACGACGCCGCAUAGCGAAAUCCAGCGAUAUUGUUCCAGCUCGUCAAUCACCGACCACUAUUCUUCCCCAUCUCCGGACAAACCCACACUUAUUCCGGCAUCGCACUUCCGUGAAAACUCACCGCCGCCGUCCACCGCCGACCAGUGGGACCCACAGAUUUUUAACAACGGUCACCAUCACGAAAACGGGCCACGUCCCGCUCUGCCGAAGCUCAUGUUCGCCGAGUGGCUAUCGCUGGACAGCUUCGCCGCCACGUCGGCAGCGCCGUUGGUGGGUUGCAGCAAUACUAAGGGGUUCGCCGGCGGGAGUGCUGAUUUCGGACCUGACGUCAGCGGGGUGUUUGGCGGUGAUAAUAAUAACGGUUUGUUUCAUGCGUACCCGUUGUUUCACCAGGGGACAAGCGGCGGGCAGAACUCGAUGACGACGACGGUGAGCGACGGAUCGGCCAGCGACGUUUUCUCGUCGCAGUUCAGCUUCGACGAUCAGAGCUCGGCCGCCGACGCGAAUAAUUAUCAGUUCGUCGAGUUCUGUAGCGAUUUCCAGCUCAGCGGGAAUGAUGUCAUGUACAUAUGA